This is a messenger RNA of Trichomycterus rosablanca, 1437 nucleotides long. It is a transcript of the gene caln1, whose product is annotated as calneuron 1. Gene Ontology annotation, molecular function: calcium ion binding. The transcript has 6 exons. The coding region runs from base 42 to 827 and encodes 261 amino acids. Lineage: Eukaryota; Metazoa; Chordata; Actinopteri; Siluriformes; Trichomycteridae. Gene Ontology annotation, cellular component: trans-Golgi network membrane. The record is from RefSeq and is a predicted model, not a curated record.
GGAGGCAGUCGGGCUGAGACGCCCGCUGCUUCGUCUCUCGGAUGGAGGGCAUCGAGCUUGAGCUCAGAACAGAGGGGACGGAGGAAGACGGGACAGGUAGAGAGAGCUACGGGAAAAAAGAUGGGAAUCUGCAGUACCACAGAGAGUGCCGUGAGAAUGGGGAGAAGAUGCCCUUCCAUCAUGUGACGGCAGGGCUGCUGUAUAAAGGCAACUUUCUGAGCCGUUCUCUGUCUGAACACAGCGAGAGCGACCAGCUCGCUAGCAUUUCCGUGGAAGAACUGGGUGAGAUCCGUGAGGCUUUCAGGGUGUUGGAUCGUGAUGGGAAUGGCUUCAUUUCUAAGCAGGAGCUGGGCAUGGCUAUGCGCUCCCUCGGGUACAUGCCCAGUGAAGUGGAGCUGGCCAUCAUCAUGCAAAGACUUGACAUGGAUGGAGACGGACAGGUGGAUUUUGACGAAUUCAUGACAAUACUGGGCCCCAAGCUCCUGUCCUCAGAAACACGGGAAGGCUUCCUUGGACAGACAAUAGACAGCAUAUUUUGGCAGUUCGAUAUGCAACGAAUAACACUGGAGGAACUCAAGCACAUCCUGUUUCAUGCCUUCCGGGAUCACCUCACAAUGAAGGACAUCGAAAACAUCAUCAUUAAUGAGGAAGAGAGUCUGAAUGAGAAUUCAGGAAACUGCCAGAGAGAGUUUGAAGGAGUUCACCCCAAAAAGAAGAACCGGCAGACGUGUGUGCGAAAGAGCCUGAUCUGCGCCUUCGCCAUGGCCUUCAUCAUCAGCGUCAUGCUCAUCGCGGCCAAUCAGAUGCUGCGCAACGGCAUGGAGUAACGGUGCCACUGUGAGCAGGGACGUGUGGGCGGAACCUGCAUGUGCAUGACCGCCCGUGACGUCAUUCCCUCCUGCCUACGAAUAAACGGAAAGCCUUGAGCCUGCGAUACAUUUACAUACAUCUACUAAAACCAAACACCUUACCAAGAGAACCGAGGAGGCUUUUUAUUCUGCUGUUGCUUCAGAAGAGAGUCUCACUUCAACUUACUGGCAGGGACUAUAAAGGGCUGACUUUUUGCUUUUCUUUUCUUUUCCCUUUCAUUCCACUUUUGUUUCAUGAAUGCAAUAAGGUACAGAAACCUGAAAGCAUCUUUCCAGCUUAGUGUUUUCUCCUCAAAUUUUUAGCAGGGAUUCAUUGAUGAGCUGCUUCCAGGCGCUGAUGUGCUGGCAAAUGAGAUUUGUUAUGAAGACGUCAGUUCAAGUCAAUGAUUUUGGGAGCUUUGAGAAUCAGAAAGAGACCACUUGCACUUGCGGUGUUACUGACAUGAGCCUAACAGUUUUAGUCUCAUUUUUAGUUGUGUUUAGUUUUUUCCACGACCAGUAGAGGCUUCUUGAUAAAAAAAACCUCGAGAUUGUUAAUAGUGUUUAGGAUUGUAUCUAGGAUUGUGAC